Trachymyrmex cornetzi is the source of this 966-nucleotide messenger RNA. RefSeq lists its product as uncharacterized. The record is from RefSeq and is a predicted model, not a curated record. Gene Ontology annotation, molecular function: DNA binding. Bases 1 to 966 code for a protein of 321 amino acids. Gene Ontology annotation, cellular component: nucleus. The transcript is spliced from 6 exons. Lineage: Eukaryota; Metazoa; Arthropoda; Insecta; Hymenoptera; Formicidae.
AUGAAUAUUCAUGAAGCGAGUUCUAAUGAUAGAGAAGAGGAUAAAUUAGAAAAAUAUCUCUUGACAUGUAAUGAUAUUUAUUUCGGACUCUCAUCAAAAGAAGUGAGAAAGCUGGCAUAUCAAUAUGCUGUUGCUAUUAAAGCAAAAUUUCCUGAAACCUGGACAAAGAAUAUGAUGGCUGGACCAGAUUGGUUUAGUAAAUUUAUAAAGCGAAAUGAGGAACUAAGUAUAAGAACGCCUGAAGCAACAAGUUUAGCUCGUGCUACAAGUUUUAAUCGCACCAACCCAUGUGAUAAAUGGAAUAUGGAUGAGACUGGCGUGUUCACAGUACAAAAACCAAAUAGAGUAGUGGCAAGGCGUGUCAUUAAACAAAUUGGACGUUUAACGUCUGCAGAAAGAGGACAACUGGUUACAUUAGCUUGUACUGUAUUAGCCACUGGCAAUUCUGUUACACCAUUUUUUGUGUUUCCUAGAGUUCACUUCAAGGAUCAUUUUAUCCACAACGGCCCUGAAAAUGGAAUUAUUAUGUUGUCAUUUCCACCGCACUGCUCUUAUAAGAUGCAGCCAUUAGAUGUCAGUGUUUACGAUCCAUUAAAGAAAUUUUUAAGUACUGCUCAGGAUUCAUGGAUAUUAAAUCAGCCAGGCAAAACUAUUAGCAUCUAUGAUAUACCUAGUAUUGUUAGAAACGUUUUGCCCUUGGCCUUAACACCUUCAAAUAUUAUGGCAGGUUUCAGAAAGCCAGGUAUUUAUCCAUUAAAUCCAAAUGCAUUUACUGACAUGGAUUUUGCUCCAUCAUAUGUGACAGAUAGAGUUGAAGCACCUCAACAUGAGAACAUAGUUGCGGAACAAAAUACAAUAGAUUAUUCAACAGCUAAUGUUGAUCCAUCAUUUAAUCAAAAUGAUUUAUGUGCUGAUGUUUAUGAUUUAAGUAAUAUUCCUGUCGUAAUAUCAUCUGUAAAUAUAUGA